UCGUACCUCUAGGCUCUGUGUAUACCACCACACUGUCGUCAUGACAACGUAUGCCCAAACAAGAUGGCCGCCAACACGUACGAGCUGCGCUUGGCGCCCGAUAAAAAGUUUUCCUCUCAAGUAGCCCGAGAUUGUUUGAAAGACGUUUUGAUGACUGAAUUCGACGACAAAAUUUACGAUCCUAGUCAGGUUGCUAAGUGGACGAAAGAAAUCUCCCAAAGAAUAUGCGAAAGACUGCAAGAACUUGGUUUCGAAAGGUACAAGUACGUGGUGCAAGUUGUCAUCAGCGAACAGCGCGGUGAAGGAGCAAGAAUGGCUUGCCGCUGCCUUUGGGACUCCGACACCGAUGUCUGUGUUUCAGAGUUCUUUAAUGGAGACAGCCUGUUCUGUGCUGCCGUUGUCCUUGCCUCGUAUUACUACUAGUCCCAUGGCUAUUGUGAGCAGCAGACUAAGGGAGUCAUCCUCAAGCCGAGUUCUCUGCAAUCUUUAAAGUAAUUUUCUCACUGCAUAUCUUCAUUUCUUUUUCGUCUCUUACUGGGCUACCAGUGAAUUCUGUAAAUAAAUUGUUCUUGAAAUAAACUUACAUUUUAGUUUGUACAAAA
Molecule: messenger RNA, 602 nt
Organism: Rhipicephalus microplus (southern cattle tick)
Lineage: Eukaryota; Metazoa; Arthropoda; Arachnida; Ixodida; Ixodidae
Product: dynein light chain Tctex-type protein 2B
Biological process (GO): microtubule-based movement
Cellular component (GO): cytoplasm; cytoplasmic dynein complex
Molecular function (GO): dynein intermediate chain binding
Source: RefSeq, a predicted model, not a curated record